UUAUAAAUUACACCUUCAUGGACCCUCUCUCACCCAAAAGUCUAAAUACAUCAAAACUCCCAACUAACUCUUAAUUAGCAUAUUAAUUUCCAAUUAAUGUUUUUUAAAGGUGAAAUUACCAAAAAGCCCCUCCAAUUUAUUUCUUAAUUUAAAUUAAAAUGUAAAUCCCACUUCUUUAUCCACAGGCGUUGUUUGUCGGCUUCGUUAACCCCAGCACGCCAGCCUCCGUUUCCAUUAUCUUAAAAAAAUACAGGCAGCCUCCAUGGUCAACGGUCAACCCACCUCCAACCAACAACCUCUACCGCCAAAAUGUCAUCUCAGCUCUCAUCAAUUCCUUCUUCUCCUUCUCUCCUCAUUCCUUCACCAUGCGUUCAGUCUCGCAACCUCUCUUCUUCCUCCUCCUCCUCUUGGGUGUUUCCUCAACGGCGUCGUUUUCCCCCAAUGACACCUUCCCCGGCUGUGACCGGCUCUUCUCGUGCGGCCACUUUAAUGAUAUUUCCUACCCUUUCACCGGCGGGUCGCGUCCAGCGCAUUGUGGAUACCCGGGAUUCCGCCUGAGUUGCAGCAAUGAUUCUUCCGCCGAGUUGGAAAUCGGGUCACUAACUUUUCGGGUCAUCCAUCUUGACCCAACCAGUCACUCCAUGAUCCUCUCUCGGUUAGACCUAUACGAUACCACUUGCCUGCAAGAGUUUACUAAGACAACUCUCAAUUCAACUUUCUUCACGUUCGCUGAAGGCAACGAGGACGUCACUUUGUUUUACGGGUGCUCUCCCCUUCCGGUGUACAAGCCUGAGAAUCAGUUCUACUGUGACGUUGAUGGUGAUUUCGAUGACGCAUAUUAUCUAAUUGGGCCGGUUCCUAGCGACCCUAUACUAGGAAUAGUAAAUUGUAGUGUCGGCGUUACAGUACCCAUUCUUGAAACAACGGUGGAUAGGCUUGUUGCUAAUCGGUCAUUGCUUCAAGAGGUUUUGAAGGAAGGGUUUAACGUGAAUUACAGAGUCCCGUUCAGUGAUGAGUGCGGGAGCUGUGUUGAUUUGGGCGGGGCAUGUGGGUUUGACUCGGGUUCGGGUCAACCGCUUUGCGUUUGCGGGGAGCGAAUUUGUGCGAGUUCGAUUGCAGAUAAGAAGAAGAAGAAGAAGACAAAAACACUGGCGAUAGUCCUUGGCGUAGGAGGUGGAGCAGCUGCUCUUCUUAUUCUGGUUCUGUGCCUUCUAUAUAUUCGCAAGCGAAAAGUCAAAAUUGCAGCUCAAACUACAAGCAAAAGCCUGCCAACACCUGAUUCAAGCAAAGGUCCACCUACUACUACCUCAUCAAGUCUAUUGCAAAGCACCCCUUCUUAUCAAUCUUCGAAGUCUGACUUUGGAAACGGGAGCAUGUACUUAGGAGUUCAGGUCUUCAAUUACUCUGAACUUGAGGAGGCAACUAACAAUUUUGACGCUUCUAGAGAACUCGGAGAUGGAGGGUUUGGCACUGUCUAUUAUGGUGUACUGAAAGAUGGGCGUGCAGUUGCAGUGAAGCGUCUUUACGAGAAUAGUCUCAGACGCAUUGAGCAAUUCAGGAAUGAAGUUGAGAUCUUAACUCGUUUAAGGCAUUCAAAUCUUGUUAUGCUAUUUGGAUGCACCUCAAGACAUAGCCGAGAACUUCUGCUUGUUUAUGAGUACAUUCCUAAUGGAACUGUGGCAGAUCAUCUCCAUGGAAAUCGGGCAAAUUCUAGUCCGCUUACUUGGCCUGUACGAUUGAACAUUGCCAUAGAGACGGCUAGUGCUCUCAGUUACCUCCAUGCAACUGAUGUGAUACACCGGGAUGUCAAAACCAACAACAUUCUCCUGGACAAUUAUUUUCAUGUAAAAGUUGCUGAUUUUGGUCUGUCAAGAUUGUUCCCCACCCAUGCCACCCAUGUAUCAACUGCUCCACAAGGGACCCCGGGCUAUGUUGAUCCUGAGUACCACCAAUGCUACCAGCUUACAGAUAAAAGUGAUGUUUACAGCUUUGGAGUGGUCUUGAUUGAGCUUAUUUCAUCAAAAGAAGCUGUGGAUACAAAUAGACACCGGUAUGACAUAAAUUUGGCUAACAUGGCUAUCAACAGAAUUCAGAAUCACGCACUGCAUGAACUAUUUGAUCAAAAACUUGGAUUCGAAAAUGAUAUUGAGAUAAAGAGGUCAAUGACUUCAGUAGGAAUGGCUACUCUGCAGAAAUUCAAGCUGCUAGCCACUCAAUGCGCUGUGGCGGGGAGUCCUACGCGGAGUCCUACUACCAGUCCCGUUAUCCACCUCCGCCGCCGUAAAACUUUGCGGAUGCUACUUAAUCGAACCUCAGAACGUCGCGGAUUCUCUCGCCGAGCCGGCUCGCCUGACCUCCAAGAAAUAGCUGAGGAAUCUCCGGAGAUCGAGAGUAGCGGGAGCAAAAAGAAGGAGAAGAUUCGAGUGAGGCGCAAGUUGAAGGAGCUGUUCAUCUCCUCUCCGCCGUUUGAAGAUAGAGAUAGGAGCACAGUGAAUGACAGAGAAGGGCUGUUACCGGCUACCGGCGGCGUUGGUGGUAGUGCCGCCGCCGGAUUUUCGAGUCGGCGUAUUGGUUCAUCUGCCUCCCUCAGGCCAGUCUCAUCCACGUUCCGGUACAGGCUACUGAGAAGAGCUUGGAGACCUGUGCUCGUCACCAUCCCAGAGUAG
Carica papaya (papaya) is the source of this 2666-nucleotide messenger RNA. The record is from RefSeq and is a predicted model, not a curated record. Lineage: Eukaryota; Viridiplantae; Streptophyta; Magnoliopsida; Brassicales; Caricaceae.